AUGGCGCUGAACUACAUCACCUUCAACCAGGACCACAGCUUCCUGGCCGUCGCGACAACGGAUGGUAUGCGCGUCUACUCGACCAAUCCCUUCGCUCUCGUCUUCCAAACCCCUCUUACCGAGAAUGGCGCGUCCGGCGACAUAUCCAUCCUCGAGAUGCUCUUCUCCACCUCGCUCGUCGCCAUGGUUCUCUCUCCGCGACUCUUGCGCAUCAUCAACACAAAACGUCAGACCACCGUAUGCGAGCUCACCUUUCCCGCCAGAGUCGGCGCCGUCCGCCUCAAUCGCAAGCGUCUCCUCGUCGUCAUGGAAGAUCUCAUGUUCGUCUACGAUGUAUCGUCCAUGAAGGUCCUCGAGGAAAUCGUCACUCCCUCGAACCCGUACGCCAUCUGCGCCCUCUCUCCCGACAGCAAGAACAACUACAUCGCAUACCCCAUGCGUAAAAAGGAAUACACUGCACAGCCAGCUCCAAGCCAUGUCCCUCCGUCCGGUCCGAGAGUCACCGAACCAAUGGGUGGAGAUGUCAUGCUGUACGACGCAAACGACAUGCAAGAGGUCAAGGUCAUUUCUGCUCACCAGGCGCCUCUGUCCUGCAUCGCCAUGAACAAGGAAGGUACGCUCUUGGCUACAGCUUCGGAGAAGGGCACCAUCAUCCGAGUCUUUGCCAUUCCAUCCGCCAAGAAGCUCUACCAAUUCCGUAGAGGCAGCAUGCCUGCUCGUAUACAUUGCAUGUCUUUCAACGAAACGAGCACCUUGUUGUGUGUCUCGAGUGCAACAGAGACCGUCCACAUUUUCAACUCAUCUGAUCCCUCGUCAAGUUCGAAUCUUGGUGACUCUCCGGCAGAUCCGUCCGCGAAACCAUCACGCGGUCCGGGUUGGAUGUCUAUGGUCCGUCGCACCUCGCAGAACGUCUCGACGUCACUGGUGUCGCGUGCUGCAGGAUACUUGCCAAACGCUGUGACGGAGAUCUGGGAACCAACUCGCGACUUUGCCUGGGUAAGAAUACCCAAGGGCCGCAACGGAGCUCCUGUAAAGAGUGUCGUUGCUAUGGGUGAAGCUGCUCCAGAGGUCAUGGUCGCCACUAGCGAAGGCGAUUUUUUAAUCUACAACAUUGACCUGGAGAACGGAGGCGAGGGCACUCUGGUCAGACAACAUUCUGUCCGUGAAAGAAGCGAGACGCAAAGUGGCUUCAACACCGAAUAG
Messenger RNA from Aureobasidium subglaciale EXF-2481, 1203 nucleotides. RefSeq lists its product as uncharacterized. Bases 1 to 1203 code for a protein of 400 amino acids. The transcript is spliced from 2 exons. The record is from RefSeq and is a predicted model, not a curated record. NCBI's taxonomy places the organism in Eukaryota, Fungi, Ascomycota, Dothideomycetes, Dothideales, Saccotheciaceae. Gene Ontology annotation, biological process: nucleophagy; protein localization to phagophore assembly site; protein lipidation. Gene Ontology annotation, molecular function: phosphatidylinositol-3-phosphate binding; protein binding; phosphatidylinositol-3,5-bisphosphate binding. Gene Ontology annotation, cellular component: extrinsic component of membrane; cytosol; phagophore assembly site membrane.